ACGUGUAUAUAGCCAACAGUAACGCGUAGAAAGUCGGGUUCUCUGAGUCCGGAAGAUUCAGGACUAUUGGUGCAGGUAGAAGUUGAGGGAUCAUGAUUACACGCUAAUGUCACGAACAGAAACAGUGGACAUUUCAAACAAAGGCGCUGUUUCUAUUGUACUGCAUAAGAGACUACCGAGCUUCAAGAUAAAAGUUGGGCAGCGCAGCAGUCUGUAACCCCGAGCACUGUACCCCAUCAGUAUGGCUGACCAGCAGGGGCAUGCGAACCAGGCUCACGUCUUGUUUGAAAACUUCGUAGCCGCCAAAACAUGCAAGGAGGUUCGUCAGACCUUCGCCGAGCUCUGUCGCCACCUAGAGGUGGACCCCAAAGACUACCAGCACUUUUACAUCAGGCUAAAAGAGAGACUCAACUUCUGGAAAGCUAAAGAGCUGUGGCAGAAGAUUGACAAAAGAGCUUCCCACCCAGACUAUGAGCAGGGCAAAACCUGUGCCAAGACAAAGUGUUUAGUGCUGGGAGCGGGACCAUGCGGGCUGAGGACUGCCGUCGAGCUGGCUCUGCUCGGCGCACGGGUGGUCCUGCUGGACAAGCGACACUCCUUCUCCAGGAACAAUGUUCUGCACCUGUGGCCCUAUACCAUCCGGGACCUGCGCAACCUCGGUGCAAAGAAGUUCUAUGGCAGAUUCUGCUCCGGCUCUCUGGACCACAUCAGCAUCCGUCAGCUGCAGCUGAUCCUACUGAAGCUGGUUCUGCUGCUGGGAGUUGAGGUUCACAUGGGAGUGAAAUUCAAUGGCCUGGUGGAGCCACAGGAAUCGGGGGCCACAGGCUGGACGGCCUCCGUGCAUCCUCCGUCCCGUCCUCUGUCCUCCUAUCAGUUUGACGUCUUCGUCUCCGCUGGAGGAGGAAAAUUUGUACCUGCCGGCUUUAAGAUAAAGGAGCUGAGGGGGAAGUUGGCCAUCGGGAUCACGGCGAACUUUGUAAACCGCCACAGUGCAGCCGAGGCCCAGGUGCAGGAGAUCAGUGGCGUGGCGCGCAUCUACAACCAGAAGUUCUUUCAGAAUCUCCAGACAGAGAUGGGCAUUGAUCUGGAGAACAUAGUCUACUAUAAAGAUGACACUCACUACUUUGUCAUGACUGCUAAGAAACACAGCCUUUUGAAGAAAGGGGUCAUUAAACAAGACUAUGGGGAUGCUGAACAGCUGUUGGCGCCAGCUAAUGUUAGCCAGGAGGCUUUGCUGCGAUAUGCGUGCGACGCGGCUCGGUUCUCCACGGGUGGUAAGCUGCCCGAGCUGGAGUUUGCGUUGAAUCACGCAGGCCAGCCAGACGUGGCCAUGUUCGACUUCACCAGCAUGCACCGUGCUGAGAACGCCUCGCUGGUGAGGGAACGCAGAGGGCAGAAACUUCUCAUCAGCCUGGUCGGAGACUGCCUGGUUGAGCCAUUUUGGCCCCUGGGCACGGGUAUUGCUCGGGGCUUCCUUGCUGCCUUUGAUGCAGCGUGGAUGGUGAGGAGCUGGGCAAAAGGAGUGCCCCAUCUGCAGCUCCUUGCUGAGAGGGAAAGUGUGUAUCAAUUGUUAUCGCAGACCACGCCAGAAAACACCAGCAAGAACCACUCAGCGUACAGCAUCGAUCCCAGAACGCGUUACCCCAACGUGAACCUGUCCUCCAUCAAGCCCAAACAAGUGCAACAUCUGUGUGAUGCUGAUCAGUUGGUUAGUAGUGUGGCAGCUAAAAAGAAGAAAGGCCCCUUGCCUUCUAAAAGUCAAGACUCCCUGCGACGCAUGGCAGACUUGAUGAGAUGGUGUCAGCAACACACAGCCUGGUGCAGUCAGGUUGAGGUGAAGGAUUUCAGUCAGUCCUGGAGGUCUGGGGUGGCUCUCUGUGCCCUCAUUCACCACUUCAGACCCAAUCUCAUAGACAUGUCCUCUCUCGACAAGAACACAGUGGUGGACAACAACCAGCUGGCCUUCACCGUUCUCCAGAGAGAGUUCGGCAUUGAGCCCAUCAUGUCUGCCAGUGACAUGGCCUCCAGCAAGGAGAUUGACCAGCUGUCUGUGGUGCUCUACCUCACCCAAGUCCAUAAUGCUUUUACUGAGAUAUCACCACCACCAGAGUGGUCUAGCUCCAAGUCGCUGUCCCUUGCCAGAACCCGCUCUGCUGUCUUCUUCUUGAACAAACUGAAGCACAACUCCCUUCAGAGGCGCAAGGAGCGGCUGGCAGCCGAGAAAGAAGAAAGAGAACAAAACAUGAGGGCUGAAGAUGAGGGCAAAUGCCCUGUGCCCGCCACGACCGCCUCGGAGGCGGGCACCAGUGAACUGUGCUACUUCUGCCACCGGCGCCUCUACGUGGUGGAGCGGGGCAGCGCGGAGGGCAAGUUCUUCCACCGCAGCUGCUUCGCCUGCCAGCAGUGUGGUGCCACGCUGCGCCAGGGCGGAUACACCUUCCUCUCGGACACAGGGAAGUUCUUCUGUGAGCAGCAUUCCGAGCCUGUGGAGGAGACCGGGAAGGUAAAGUCAGAACUGGCACAAGCGGGUUGCCCCACGGGCGCUCAGGACCCAAUCCAGGAUGGCAUGAGUGAGCUCAGCAAGGAGGAGAAUCAAAAAAGUAAGGAGGGCGAACAUGACAACGGUGAAACAAGAGAAUUGAAUGAGCUUUCUCAGACACGCCGCUCUGUGAGGAGAAAAAGCUCCUAUAAAAUCUCUAUAGACCCAGACUGUGUUGAAAUGACCGAGUCCGACAUUCGCGCAGACCGAGAGAACCAGCCAGCAGCCAGUGGUGACCAAGAACCCCCAAAGCCUGUUGAAACUAUAGCACUGUGUGGCAAGAGCCAAUCACCGGAGAGUGACGCAGAUUGCCCACAAGAGGGCAUGGAGCCCUUCUGUCCCGCUGCCACACCCGUGCCUGCCCCUCGUGGCUCCCAGAUGACCACCCCAGUCCCUAAACCCCGCACCAUUCACAAUGUGGUACCUUCGCUGUUGUCUGACCCUGCCCCAAUGCCGGCCGUGGGCCAUGGGGAGGAGCUUGAGAGCCCACCCUCCCAGGAGGAGGCUGGUAGUCUUCCUGAGCAGGCAGACUCCAAGCCCAAGCAGUCACGGCGGAAGCUCCAGCUCACAGAUGAGAAGACCCAACUGAUGAACCUGAGCUUCAGCCAGGACUCCGACUCGGAGACACCUGUAUCGUCGUCGGCUGCCUCCACCUCCUCGUCCUCCAAACCCCACGAUGGUGGCGAGGAGGAGGGUUACUGGAGCGGUGGACCAGGCAGUGGGCACCUACGCGAUAAAAAGAACCGGCAGUGUUUCCGGCGGAAGGCCGAGCCCCAGCGAGCUGCCACCACCCUACAGGGCCGGGUGCGAUCGAAGUUCUCCCCCUGGAACCUGUCCUCGCCACGGCUGCAGCAGCGAUUCACAGUGCUGAGGGUCCAUCCCGCAGUGCCAGCUCAGCCAGAUUCCGAGGAAGAGGAUGAAACUGAUGCCGUUGAAGAUGAGGAUGACGAAGAGAAUGAAGAGACACUUGUGUCAGUGGAUCGUUAUAUGGAUGGCCAGGCCGUGCAGCUGAAGCUGUCCGAGGCAGAGAAGCAGGAGCUGAUGAAGAUGAGAACUCUGGAGCGAAGGGCCAAGAUGAGCGAGCUGCGGCGCUUCCACAAAGCUCAGUCUAUCCAGAGGAGGCUAGAGGAGAUUGAGGUGACGUUUAAGCACCUGGAGGAGAAGGGAGUGGUGCUGGAGAGAUCUCUCAGGGGAGAGCCUGGUUCUGAUGGCUCCUCUGUUAUGAUAGACCAGUGGAUUGAGCUGGUCCAGCAGAAGAAUGCUCUGGUUUCUGAGGAGUCAGAUCUCAUGGUGGCGUCUCGGCAGCUGGAGCUGGAGGACCAGCAGGGUAUGCUGGAGCUGGAACUGCGCCGCUGCAUGGAGAUGGAUGACUCUGAGAAGACAGCAGAGCAGCAGACUGAGGAGGAGCAGAUCUUGCAGAAGAUGCUGGAGGUGGUGGAUAUGAGGAAUUCACUUGUGGCCUUCCUGGAGGAGAAGAGACUUAAGGAGCUGGGUGAGGAGCAGCUGGGCUCCUCACUUGUGGAGUCCAGGAGGCAGCCUGCUCCAGGAGCCCAGGUACACUGGGCAUGAGGGAGCACAUGCAUCACUCACCCACGCACACGCGCAGACUUCAGACAUGGCCUUGUGCCGACAAACACUUAAAAACCAAAGACUUAUAACCCUUUGAGGUGGGGCUCAUAACCGUGUGCACAUGGGCACGCUCGGGUUAGGCCAUUGGCAGUACAUAGUGGGGUUCAAACCAUGCAGUGCUGAGGCUACCUAAUGAUGAAUUGUACCAGAAUGAUCUGGAAUGUAAUAAGACCACCCCAGCCUUCACUGCCCUGUCACAGCCUAAAGAGAUACCAGGAGAGUUUUCUUGUUGUAACUAUAAUUCUGCACACGGAGUGUACUAGACACUGCAUCAGAGAGCUGGACUUGGAACAGUGAUAUUGCGAACACCCCUCUCCCUCAACAACAUUAUACUGUAAGUAACAAAGAGGAGGUGUUGAACGUGUUUCCUUAUAUUAUAUCUGUAAUAUUUAUCAGGGUUGUCUGCCAAGCACAUCAACAUUCAGAAGGUUCAUGGUGUCAUUCCAAAAAAAUAUAUUUAUAAUGUAUUGUUUGUUAGAGAUGCUAUUUGAGUCUGUUUGCUGCUGCUUAUUGAUACCAUGCCAUAGCCACAAAAUGUCAGUGCAAACACUGUUAAAGAAGUACCAGUUAAACACAUUUUGUUAAUCUUUGCCACAUCAAAGAGUAUAUUCCUUAUGACAUUGGACUGUUGUACAAUGUAAAAUUUUAUUUGUUGUUUAUUAUCAUCACAGUAAAAAAGUGAGGUGGUCUUGAAACUCAGGGUUUGGUGACAUGAUCCACACUGAUAUGAUAAUCCAUAUCAGUGUCAACAUCCAGUAAAUAGAAAAGCUGUAUUUCCAUCUGAGGUGCUUGAAAAGUUUGGAUUUGAUGAUGGAUGGCAUGAGGCUCAUAGCUGAAGUGGUAGUGGAACAGUUUUCUGGGGUGGGGGGGGGGCCCUCAUUUCUCAUUUUGUCUUUUUUUUUAACUGUGGCAAUACAUAGUGUCCUAACAACAACAAUAAAUACAGUAUAUGAAACAUUUGUCACGUUGCUGGAUUGGUCUUUGAUGCAUAUGGGGUGAUUGUGCAUAUUCUUGACUUGGUGUGCCGACAUGAUGUUAGAUAUAGGGCAGAGCUGCAGACUUCUGAGAGGAGAUGAGGCGCAGGUGAUCUUCAGCAAAGCAGGUAUAAGCUAAAAUAUCACGGAGGAGCCCAACUUUUUCACAGUGACCCAGCUACCUAACAACUGAUGUAGAAGACUGACAUAGAUUGAAGAAGACAGCAUUACUGUAGUGUUAGAAAGGAAGACAAGGGUCCAUAUGUUUUCACUUAAGCCCCUUUCCAAAGUCUAACGCAGUUCACUCAUGGUUGAUGCUUUUCCUGUCGGCAUUUGUAUAUGGUUUGUAAAUCUUUACCCUUGUUAAAGAUGAGCAAGGAAUGUUACGCAAAAUUGACUUUGUUGUUCAUCAUCGUGAAUGUACAUGAAU
Electrophorus electricus (electric eel) is the source of this 5572-nucleotide messenger RNA. RefSeq names its product microtubule associated monooxygenase, calponin and LIM domain containing 1 (gene mical1). Lineage: Eukaryota; Metazoa; Chordata; Actinopteri; Gymnotiformes; Gymnotidae. Gene Ontology annotation, molecular function: FAD binding; protein binding. The record is from RefSeq and is a predicted model, not a curated record.